AGACUGGACUUGAAAAUGAGGAAAGUGAUAAAGCAGCACACAUCUCCGGCUGCAGGUGACAACCAGGACCGGGUCUUCUGGAGUCGGGCGGCCUCGGGGCAGCACGCCCCGCCCGCCGAGGCCCCGCGCCCACUGAGCAUGCGCCGCCGACCUACGGAAGCCGGCAGGGAGGGGGCGGGGCCGAGGCUGGCGGGCGCGGGCAAAAUGGCGGCGGCGGCGAACGGGACUGGAGGGAGCAGCGGGAUGGAGGUGGAUGCAGCAGUAGUUCCCAGCGUGAUGGCCUCCGGCGUGACGGGGAGCGUCUCCGUCGCUCUUCAUCCCCUCGUCAUUCUCAACAUUUCAGACCAUUGGAUUCGCAUGCGCUCCCAGGAGGGGCGGCCUAUGCAGGUGAUCGGGGCUCUGAUCGGGAAACAGGAGGGCCGAAAUAUCGAGGUGAUGAACUCCUUUGAGCUGCUCUCCCACACUGUGGAGGAGAAGAUUAUCAUUGACAAGGAAUAUUACUACACCAAGGAGGAGCAGUUCAAACAGGUUUUCAAGGAGCUGGAGUUUCUGGGCUGGUAUACCACCGGUGGGCCGCCUGACCCCUCCGACAUCCACGUCCACAAGCAGGUGUGCGAGAUCAUCGAGAGCCCACUCUUUCUUAAGUUGAACCCGAUGACCAAGCACACAGAUCUUCCCGUCAGCGUUUUUGAGUCUGUCAUCGAUAUAAUCAACGGAGAGGCCACCAUGCUGUUUGCUGAACUGACCUACACUCUGGCCACAGAGGAAGCGGAACGCAUCGGUGUUGACCACGUAGCCCGCAUGACAGCCACUGGCAGCGGCGAGAACUCCACGGUGGCCGAGCACCUGAUCGCGCAACACAGCGCCAUUAAGAUGCUGCACAGCCGGGUCAAGCUCAUCUUGGAGUAUGUCAAGGCCUCCGAAGCGGGAGAGGUCCCCUUCAACCAUGAGAUCCUGCGGGAGGCCUAUGCUCUGUGUCAUUGCCUACCAGUGCUCAGCACAGACAAGUUCAAGACAGACUUUUAUGAUCAAUGCAAUGACGUGGGGCUCAUGGCCUACCUCGGCACCAUCACCAAAACCUGCAACACCAUGAACCAGUUUGUGAACAAGUUCAACGUCCUCUACGAUCGACAAGGCAUCGGCAGACGGAUGCGGGGGCUCUUCUUCUGAGAGGGUAUUUGAAGAGACGACACACAGGUCGGACAAUGGUCCCACAGGGGAGGGGUGUCACACUCCCGUUAGAAAAACCUCCUGUCGAUAAUAAAAGGGGAGCAGCCCCUCAGCACCCCU
Lutra lutra (Eurasian river otter) is the source of this 1290-nucleotide messenger RNA. It is a transcript of the gene COPS6, whose product is annotated as COP9 signalosome subunit 6. The coding region runs from base 16 to 1170 and encodes 384 amino acids. Lineage: Eukaryota; Metazoa; Chordata; Mammalia; Carnivora; Mustelidae. Gene Ontology annotation, cellular component: COP9 signalosome. The record is from RefSeq and is a predicted model, not a curated record. Gene Ontology annotation, biological process: protein deneddylation. The transcript has 11 exons. Gene Ontology annotation, molecular function: metallopeptidase activity; protein binding.